Messenger RNA from Cercocebus atys (sooty mangabey), 3997 nucleotides. Its product is annotated as zinc finger protein 223. Gene Ontology annotation, cellular component: nucleus. Gene Ontology annotation, molecular function: DNA-binding transcription activator activity, RNA polymerase II-specific; RNA polymerase II cis-regulatory region sequence-specific DNA binding. The coding region runs from base 2097 to 3848 and encodes 583 amino acids. NCBI's taxonomy places the organism in Eukaryota, Metazoa, Chordata, Mammalia, Primates, Cercopithecidae. Gene Ontology annotation, biological process: regulation of transcription by RNA polymerase II. The transcript is spliced from 8 exons. The record is from RefSeq and is a predicted model, not a curated record.
GGGGCGAGGGCGGGGAUUGCCGCUCCGGUCCGCUGAGCUUUAUGGCCUCAGGGGUCUGUGCUAGCGUCUCAGGGAGUGGGAUUGGCGCGACCCUGUGUGCCCUGCUUUGACCUCGCUCAGUCCGCCUCCCUCCUUCCUACAUCUGCGGCCUCUUUCAGUGUGGCGUGGAGUGUCACUUAAUGUCCUUUUAUCUUCCAUUGCUGUUUUUUUUGUUGUUGUUCUUGUUUGUUUGUUUUGUAAUGCGACUUUUCAGACCCUCCUAGUAGAACCGUUUUGGGACCUGAAAGAGGUAACACAAAUGAGAGCCUUAAAAGCAGUCCCUGUCCCUCGUUGUCUGAUGGUCUAUUGUUAAUUUCCCACGAAGCCUGUCAGGUCCCCGGAUGGGGUCAGAGCUCCCCCUGCCGGGGCCCCGACCCUUCUCCCUGAUCCCUACAGGACGCUGGACGAUCCCUGACGCCUUCUGACUUCUUUUUAGGAAAGCAAGGGGAGCAUUUAACUUUUAUAGGGGACCGCAGAACGGUCAGGGUGUUUCACAGCUUUGUUUUCCCCGAGCCCGACCUUUCUAAAAGAGCAGCAGGAAGGGGACUUCUUGGCUACUGAGGGCAAACCUCUACCCAAAUACCACCAGGAACAUACUUGCAACUAGAGACAGCUGAUUGUAACUUUCUGCAGCAAGGAAGCCCACAUACUUGGGUAAUCGUGGGAUGUCUUGUUAAGAGGCAUUUAAGAAGGGCUGGUGUAGCAUUUCAUAUAACAUGCUAGAUGAUAGUAGAUAUUAUAUUAAAUAAUAUUGUUAUCUGUAAUUUAUCAGAUCUGUUAAAAGACUACUAAUACUAUAGCGUUAUUUUUUACAUAGUAUUGGAUAGCAUAUUAUCUAACACCAUGUAAUCUAAUCUGCAGUUCCAUAUUUAAAUUUGUUCAGUUUUUCAUUUGAACUUUUUAUAACUGCCCCCUUCCCCACUCUCCAUCUCUAUCCCCAAAGUUCAAUUUUGUGUAUCAUCUUUAGCUGUCACAUUUCCAUAGUUGUCUUUAGUCUGGAAGGAUUCCACAUCCUUUGUCUGUUAUGUGCAUUGUUGUUUGAAGAGUAUAAGCAAGUUGUUUGGGAGAAAGACAUUCAUUUUUAGCUUGUCUGAUAUAUUUCACCUUUAGAUUCUCCAUUAUUGGUGAAGAUACCACAAAAGUGUUAAGGUAUCCUUUUCAAUGGAACAUAACAGGGUCAAAUGAUAUUCGUUUGUCCCUUCUUUGACUUUUCAACUGUGUUGGCUUAGACAAGAUCAUGUCUUUCAGAUUUGUCCACUGUAACGUUACUUUUUAAAAAAUUAUUAUAAAGUUUCUCAUAGGGAAAUAUAUUAUUAGUGGACAGUCUGCUGUAAAUAGGAGUUUCCAUUUCUCCUUCAUUGAUUCAUUCAUUUGUUGAACUAUAAAUAUUCUAUCAAUAUGGACUCAGAAUCCAACCUUAUUUAUUUUAAUGAUAUAUAGAUUACAAUUCUUUUUUCUAACUCCAGUGUAUUUUACAUAUCAUAGCAUUCACCCAUUUCAGGUGUACAAUUCAGUGACCUUUAGGAACUUUGUGGAGUAACUAUCAUCGUAGUUCAGUUUAGAUCUUUUACAUCCCCCAGUUGGACUCUUCAUGCUCAUUUAAUUUAAACUUCAUUCUCACCUCAAAUCUGCCUCAACCACUAAUCUACUUUCUCCAUAUAUACAUUUGCCUAUUCUGGACAUUUCAUCUGAAUGGAAUCAUAGAAUCCAUGACUGACUUCUUUCACUUAACAUAAUGUUUCCAAGCUUCAUGUAUGUUGUAACAUGAGUCAGUAUUUCAUUCCUUUACAUUCUAAAUAAGAUUUUGUUGUAUGGAUAUGCCAAGAUUUCUCUAUUUACCCAUACAAGGGCCUUUUUGUUGUGUGCAAUUUUGGGUUAGUAUGAAUAAUGCUGCUGUAAGCAUUCAUGUGCUAAUUCACAUCCAUAUUGUUGGGCAGCAUCCCUGGCCACCCUUUCAUGUCUCUCUCUCUGCCUUCCAUGGCAUGUUCCAGGCACAAUUCUUUCUGCUCGAACUGCGUAACUGAGGACUCUGCAAAUUCCCUGAAGUAGGCGGGAAAAUGAUCACAUGCGACGAGGCAGUGACCUUCAAGGACGUGGCUGUGGUCUUCACUGAGGAGGAGCUGGAGCUGCUGGACCCUGCCCAGAGGAAGCUGUAUCAAGAUGUGAUGCUGGAGAACUUCAGGAACCUGCUCUCAGUGGGGCAUCAACCAUUCCAUGGAGAUACUUUCCACUUCCUAAGGGAAGAAAAGUUUUGGGUGAUGGAGACAACAAGCCAAAGAGAAGGGACUCCUGGCACAAUUCUGCUUUCCCUUGAACUGCAUCAUUCAGGACUCUGCAAAUUCCCUAAAGUAGGAGGAAAAAUGACCACGUCCAAGGAGGCAGUGACCUUCAAGGAUGUGGCUGUGGUCUUCACUGAGGAGGAGCUGGGGCUGCUGGACCUUGCCCAGAGGAAGCUGUAUCGAGAUGUGAUGCUGGAGAACUUCAGGAACCUGCUGUCAGUGGGGCAUCAACCAUUCCACCGAGAUACUUUCUACUUUCUAAGGGAGGAAAAGUUUUGGAUGAUGGAUAUAGCAACCCAAAGAGAAGGGAAUUCAGGAGGCAAGAUCCAACCUGAGAUGAAGACUGUUCCAGAAGCAGGACCACAUGAAGAGUUGUCCUGCCAGCAGAUCUGGGAAGAAAUUGCAAGUGAUUUAACCAGGCCUCAAGACUCUACCAUAAAUAGCUCUCAGUUCUUUGAACAGGGUGAUGCCCACUCCCAGGUUGAGGAAGGACUAUCUAUAAUGCAUACAGGACAGAAACCUUCCAAUCGUGGGAAGUGUAAACAAUCCUUCAGUGAUGUUUCCAUCUUUGAUCUUCCUCAGCAAAUACACUCAGCAGAGAAGUCUCAUUCCCGUGAUGAGUGUGGAAAAAGCUUCUGUUACAUCUCAGCACUUCAUAUUCAUCAGAGAGUCCACCUGGGAGAGAAACUCUUUAAGUGUGACGUGUGUGGUAAGGAAUUCAGUCAGAGUUUACAUCUGCAAACUCAUCAGAGAGUCCACACUGGAGAGAAACCUUUCAAAUGUGAACAAUGUGGGAGAGGCUUCAGAUGUAGAUCAGCACUUACAGUUCAUUGCAAAUUACACAUGGGAGAGAAACAUUAUAAUUGUGAGGCAUGUGGGAGGGCUUUCAUUCAUGAUUUCCAGCUUCAGAAACAUCAGAGAAUUCACACAGGGGAGAAGCCAUUCAAAUGUGAGAUAUGUAGUAUGAGCUUCCGUCUUAGGUCAAGUCUUAAUAGGCAUUGUGUGGUCCACACAGGAAAGAAACCAAACAACACUGGGGAAUAUGGAAAAGGCUUCAUCGGUAGGCUGGAUUUGUGUAAGCAUCAGACGAUCCACACAGGAGAGAAACCAUAUAAUUGUAAAGAAUGUGGGAAGAGCUUCAGACGGUCCUCAUAUCUUUUGAUCCAUCAGCGAGUCCACACUGGAGAAAAGCCAUACAAAUGUGACAAGUGUGGGAAGAGCUACAUUACUAAGUCAGGUCUUGACUUGCACCAUAGAGCGCACACAGGAGAGAGACCUUAUAACUGUGAUGACUGUGGGAAGAGCUUUAGACAGGCCUCAAGUAUUUUGAAUCAUAAGAGACUCCACUGCCAGAAAAAACCAUUCAAAUGUGAGGACUGUGGAAAGAAGCUUGUACACCGGUCAUACCGUAAAGACCAACCAAGAGACCACAGUGGAGAAAAUCCAUCCAAAUGUGAGGACUGUGGGAAGCGCUACAAGAGGCGCUUGAAUCUUGAUAUAAUUUUAUCAUUAUUUUUAAAUGACACGUAAGUGUUGUACAUAUUUAAGGGGGAAAAUUUGAUAUUUAAAUAUACGUAUAUGAUGUAUAAUGAUCAAAUCAGUGUAAUUAGCAUAUUUAUCACCUCAAACAAUGAUCUCUUCUUUGUGUUGGGAAAAUUAAAAAUUCAUUGUUCUAGCAA